AGUGAAGUUCAACUCGACCGUCACCUCGUCGCGCCGCAAGUGCCGCAAGGCCCACUUCGGUGCCCACUCGACCCAGCGCCGCGUGCUCAUGAGCGCCAACCUGUCGAAGGACCUCCAGUCCAAGUACAACGUCCGCUCGAUGCCCAUCCGCAAGGACGACGAGGUCACGAUCGUCCGUGGCUCGUUCAAGAACCGUGAGGGCCGCGUCACGCAGUGCUACCGCAAGAAGUUCGUCAUCCACGUCGAGCGUGUCGUCAAGGAGAAGGUCAACGGCGCCGCCGUCCCGGUCGGCAUCCACCCCUCCAAGGUCGUCAUCACCAAGCUCAAGCUCGACAAGGACCGCAAGAAGAUCCUCGAGCGCAAGAACCGCGCCGUCGGUGACAAGAACAAGGGCAAGUUCACGGAGGCCGAUGUCGCCAUGGCCAACGUCGAUUAAAUUUGCGAUCGUGCGUUCAACUGCGGCUGCAGAAAGAGGUGAAGAGGCCGUCGUUAACUCCUACUCCAUGGAUUAAGACCCUUUUCUUCUACACCUUGGUCGA
This is a messenger RNA of Saprolegnia parasitica CBS 223.65, 539 nucleotides long. Its product is annotated as 60S ribosomal protein. The record is from RefSeq and is a predicted model, not a curated record. Gene Ontology annotation, cellular component: cytosolic large ribosomal subunit; ribosome. Gene Ontology annotation, molecular function: structural constituent of ribosome; RNA binding. Gene Ontology annotation, biological process: cytoplasmic translation; ribosomal large subunit biogenesis. Bases 89 to 436 code for a protein of 115 amino acids. The transcript has 2 exons. NCBI's taxonomy places the organism in Eukaryota, Oomycota, Saprolegniomycetes, Saprolegniales, Saprolegniaceae.